AUGGAGGCGGCGGCGGGGCUGCGGGGGGCGCUGCGGGCGGUGCUGGCCGGGCUGCCAGGCGGCGGCGGACAGGCCCCGGCGGCGGCGGCAGAGGCGAGCCUCGAGGGCGGCUUGGAGCGGGCGGACGUGUGGGCGGAGGCGCUGGCGGCGGCCUCCCGGGCAGCCACGCAGCUCAGCCUGGCCGCCGCCUCGGGCCCGCAGGUGAGUCGGGGCGGGGGGGCAGGCAGGGAGGGUCUGGCGGGGGCUUCCCGGGGGCGGCCCCUUCCCUCCUCUCCCUUCUUCUCGCAGGACCUGGAGCUGCUGAGCGGGGAGGCGGAGAGGGCGGUGCUGGCGGCGGCCGCCGUCUAUCAGGGCCUGCCCGAGGACCGAGGGAGGACGCUGCGCCGAGCCGUGGGUGCCGCCGUCGGGGAAGUGGCCGAGGGGCUGCUGCGCCUGACCGACGCCCUCCACCUGCUCCUGGCCAGCCCGUCGGCGGAGCAGCAGCGGCGGGUAGCCACGGGGGGCGUGUGGGAGGCCUGCGAGCGCGCAGCCGCCCUGCCGCGAGACCCGCCGGCGGCCGUGGCCUCGGCCCUCGCCUCCUGCCUGGCCGUCGUGGGAGAUGCCCUGCGGGAGAUGGAGCAGGCUCUGGUGGAAGGUGGCGGUCCCUACCAGGAUGUCCCAGAAGAGGAGGAGGAGGAGGAAGAGGUGGCCCCCCGGGGGAACAGAGAGGUCUGCUGGUCAGAGGCUGACCGGCGGCUGCUGGACCCUUGUGUGGGGCUAGUGAAGGCGGCCAAAGCGUGCCUGAAGAAGAUACUGGGGGCCGUGAAAGCCUUGGGCAAAGCGGACACGGCGGAGCAGGUGGCUCAGCUGGAUGACCUCGCAGAUGCCGCAGGUGAUGUCAGCCCCAGUGUGGAUGAGUUGGUGCUCAGCAUAUACCCUCCUGUGAAUCAGCUGACUCUCCGGCUGAACGCUGCCAAGCUGGCUGCGGUGUUAAAGAAGAUGCUGGAGGUCACCUGGGCCAGCCAUGUGUGUGUUCCCUCUGAAGAGAGCUGGGUGCAGUUCCUCUCUGGAGCCGUCGAUCACAACAUGGACAAGAUCAAGGAGUUGACUCAAGGGGGACUUUGAUGUGGCAUGUGGGGCUCUGCCCCACUGGGGAGGGGAAGGAGGAGUUUCUGAGGCUGCAGGUGAGGGAGACACUUUCCCGGUGGUGGAGGUCAGGUGUGAAGGAGGCGUUCUGCGGCGUGAUUGGAGGAACCCUGAGCAAUAAAGAACCAUUGGAGCCA
Molecule: messenger RNA, 1262 nt
Organism: Heteronotia binoei (common prickly gecko)
Lineage: Eukaryota; Metazoa; Chordata; Lepidosauria; Squamata; Gekkonidae
Gene: CCNDBP1
Product: cyclin D1 binding protein 1
Exons: 10
Coding region: 1-1104 (367 amino acids)
Biological process (GO): regulation of cell cycle
Cellular component (GO): nucleus
Source: RefSeq, a predicted model, not a curated record